Molecule: messenger RNA, 1231 nt
Organism: Raphanus sativus (radish)
Lineage: Eukaryota; Viridiplantae; Streptophyta; Magnoliopsida; Brassicales; Brassicaceae
Product: 3-oxo-Delta(4,5)-steroid 5-beta-reductase-like
Exons: 2
Coding region: 89-1231 (380 amino acids)
Source: RefSeq, a predicted model, not a curated record
AAAAAAUCUAAAACAGACAAUCAGAUAAACGGCUCUCUGUAACAAAACUACUUCUUCCUCUCUGGCUUUCGUCCCGCUUUGUCAAGAAAUGAGUUGGUGGUGGGCUGGUGCCAUCGGAGCUGCCAAGAAAAAAAUCGACGACAACUAUGAGCCAACGCAAAGCUACCAAAGCGUCGCACUCAUCAUCGGCGUCACGGGGAUCAUCGGAAACAGCCUCGCCGAGAUUCUCCCUCUCUCCGACACACCAGGCGGUCCAUGGAAAGUCUACGGCGUCUCUCCAAGUCCUCGUCCCACCUGGAAACCCGAUCAUCCCGUUAGUUACAUCCAGUGCGACGUCUCCAACGCCGAUGAAGCUCGAGCAAAGCUUUCUCCCUUAACAGACGUCACAGACGUCUUCUACGUCGUCGCGACGUGCACAAGCGAGGCUAACGGCUCCACGCUGCGCAACGUCCUCCGCACGGUUGUACCGAGCGCGAAGAAUCUCCGACAUGUCUGUCUCCAGACAGGGACCAAGCACUACGUCAUCGAGGAGUCUCUCGAUCCUCCUUUCACGGAGGAUAUGCCGAGGCUGAAGAACAAGAACUGCUUCUAUUACACUCUGGAGGAUGUUCUGUUCGAGGAAGUCAAGAAGAAAGAGAGCAGUAACGUGACUUGGUCUGUGCAUAGACCGAACACCAUCUUCGGUUUCUCUCCUCACAGUUUGAUCAACGUUGUGGGGACUCUCUGCGUCUACGCAGCCAUCUGCAAGCAGGAAGGGUCUCCUCUGCUUUUCCCCGGGAGCAAGGAGGCGUGGGAAGGAUACUCCGCGGCCUCGGACGCUGACUUGGUCGCCGAGCAGCAGAUCUGGGCCGCGGUUGAUCCGUACGCCAAGAACGAGGCGUUUAACUGCAGCAACGGCGAUGUAUUCAAGUGGAAACAUAUGUGGAAGGUUCUCGCGGAGAAGUUUGGGAUCGAGGAGUAUGGGUUUGAGGAAGGGAAGAACGUUGGGUUGGUGAGGAUGAUGAAAGGGAAGGAGAGAGUGUGGGAUGAGAUUGUGAAGAAGAAUCGGUUGAAGGAGAAGAAGCUUGAGGAUGUUGGUGUGUGGUGGUUUGCUGAUGAUGUGCUUGGUGUUGGAGGGAUGAUUGAUAGCAUGAAUAAGAGUAAAGAACAUGGGUUCCUUGGUUUCAGGAACUCUAAGAACUCUUUUGUCUCUUGGAUUGAUAAGUACAGGGCUUUCAAGAUCGUGCCUUGA